AUGGAUGCCAAUACAAGUAUCCUGGCUGAGGACACAAGUGUAGUCAAUGCUAAUGUUGCCAACAAAGGUGGUGACACUAGCGUCAACACAAGCGUAAUCAAUGACACGAGCGUAUUAGACACAAGCUUGAAUACAAGUAUGUACGUCAACAACAAAACCAACGACAACAACAACAACACAAGUAGUAGUAGAUUGGCCAAGGCCAAGCAUGAUCACUUCAACACAAGUCCACCAUACUUUGCCAUAAUCGUACUCUUCAACAGAGAUGGUACCUUUAGCAAACAAAACAAAGUCAAAAUGUUUGACAAUCCACUUCGCUUUGGAAGAGACAAUACAUGCAACUUUGUCUUGGACAGACCUGGCGUGGAACCAUUCCAUUUGGAGAUAUACUAUGACAAUGUGAUCAAACAAUUUAUACUGAAUCCAUUGUGUUCAAUGUCAAAGAGUGACACGAUUAGACUCAACUUCAUUCCUGGCAUUUACAAAAAGGUCAUUCUUUGCAAUAAUGACAUUGUCUCGGUGGCAUUCCGUUCAUUCAAGGUUGUCUUUAACAUGGACGUUGGUGGCGUGGACAUUCCCAACUCAUUCUUCGACUCACCAUUCCUCCCUGGCACUACCACCGCCAUUUCCAAGCCCAUAUCUUCAUUUCCAAUGGCAUUGGACCCCCUGCCUCAUUAUGGUGAGCGUCCAAUCGCCACCUCCGCCUCGACUUCAACGCACAACACGAGUGCUGACCCACUUCUGGCAUUCACAAAGAAGAAGCCACUCAUCAAGAAACCAACUCCCAGGACUUCGUUUGCUGGUAUCAUGACCAGCGAGCCCUUGAAUGACAAAUCAAUGAAUGUGCACGAGACCAUUUGGAAGAAACAUCAGGACGAGAAGAAGGAGAAGGAUGAAGCGAAGAAUGAUGAGGAGAGCGAUCAAGAUCAAGAUCAAGAUAUGUUGGACAACAAGGAGAAGCCAUUUGUCAGGCUGCCAUUGCACAAGUCAAUCAAACAACAGCCAUCCACUGUUAGCAAGCCAGACAAUGCUGCUGCUACUGCUGCUGCUACUCCUGCUACUCCUACCAAGACAUCCAACCCCAAGAUUAAGGCAAAGACCAAGACAUUGAAUACGAGCACAGUCACAGAUGAGAGUGGAAGUGAUUGUGGCGAGCCAGAGGACAAACACAAGAAUGACAUUGUUAUUUCACUUGGAUCAAAGAGAACUCUCGAUGUUGGAUAUCGCCAGGUACCAUCGUCCAAGAAACGUGCCAGUGUCAAGAAGAGCAGGAUUGAGGACGAGAUGGUAGAGAGAGUGAAAGUUAAAAAGGACGAGGAAGUUGAGGUUGAGGAUGAGGAUGAGGAAGUGGAGCAAGAGGAAGAGGAAGAGGAAGACGACGUCGAGGAGCAAGUCGAGGAAGAGGAGGAGGAGGUAGUGGAGAAAAAGAAGAAGAUAGUGAGGAGGAUAGUGAAGAUGGUGAGAAAGACACAUCCUAAAGUCAAGGAAGAGGUACAUAGUGAUUUGGAUAUGGACGAUGAGGAACAGGAGGACGACGAUGUUGAUGAUGAUGAUGAUGAUGAUGACGUAUCGGACAUAUCACCAAUCAAACCACCACCAAAGAAGAAGGUACAACAAAAGACACCAAAGAAACAAACGACACCUCGAACCAAGAAGACCACUCCUGGAAGGCAGAGGAGUAUAUAUGUCGAUGCGGAGACAGAGGAGUCAGAUGAGGACGAUUCAGAUGAGGAUGGUAAAGUCAAUAUUCCAGAGGGAGCGAUCUCAUGGAAGACGGCCAACAUAUUCAUUCCCAAGCCCGCACAAGGAAAGAGUCUGGAGGCUGCACUCAAGAUGCAUCGCCAGUACUACGAUAGCGAGCCAGACCGGUCAGUCAAGCAAUCCGAGAGCAAGGAGAGUUUGCUCAAGAUCCUCGACGGCAUGAAGAGCGUCAAGUAUGACAACAAGUCGUGUGUCAUCGUCGGCCACUACCGACGCCUGGUCCAGGGCGAGGAUGCCAACCUGACGCGCUACUACGAGAAGAUCACCAAUCCACUGUCGUUGUGUAUCAUCAAGAACAGAAUGUUGAAGGGCCAUUACAACACGCAGAACUUGCCAGGCUGCAUCUGCAUGGACUUUGAAGUGAUGGUGGAGAACCAUCUCCGGUUCUUUGGUGCCAAGAGCGAUGAAGGCGUCUGUGGCCUGGUGCUCCUGGAGCACUUGUACAACACACUCAACCAGCAAUCCCUCCUGACCGAUGAGGAGUUUGCGGCCAAGUCCACUAGGCUGGAGAACAUGUACAAGGGAAAGUAUGGAGCCAAGGCUGAGGCGACACCAAAGCGUCGCAAGUCCGUCAACGAGAGUCACGAUGUCAGUAUGGCCGAGGAGACAGAACAUCAGGAUGAAGAUGAUGCAGAUUAUGACAACAUCAACAUCGUCAAUUCAGAACUUCCAUAUACAGAUAGCGAGGGUGACAUGUAG
Molecule: messenger RNA, 2460 nt
Organism: Acytostelium subglobosum LB1
Lineage: Eukaryota; Evosea; Eumycetozoa; Acytosteliales; Acytosteliaceae
Exons: 2
Coding region: 1-2460 (819 amino acids)
Molecular function (GO): protein binding
Source: RefSeq, a predicted model, not a curated record